AUGACGGGCGUGACGAUCGUCAACACGAGCACGAAGCCGACGACCGCUACACCCGCGCUGGAGGGCAUCGGGGGGACGACUAUCGUCAUAGCGAGAGCUAUCGAGGAGACCGUGCAGACCAAUACCGGAGUGAUGAUCGGUACGCGCGAGAUCGCUCACGGGGACGAGAGGACCGCAGGGAAGACGAGAGAGGAGGGCGAGAUGAAGUCCGUCCCCGCAGCCGAGAACGCAGGCAAGAGGAUCACCGCGGGCGAGAACGCAACACUGAUCCUCGACGCAGCGGCGGCGGCCGUGGCUUCCAAAGCAAAGGGCGGGAUGGAGAUCGCGGCGGUGGCGGUCGUGGCCGACAAAGACCAGGAGUGGAGCGGCGAUACGAGUGGAGUGGCCGUGCAGAGUCCCAAGCUGUUUCGUCGGAUGAUGCAGAUUUACAAAAAGGAGUGCAGCUGUGCCACCGCCCAACAACUGCAGCUCGGCAAGGCUCGCGCGUGUAUCAAUGCGAUAUAUGGGCCUCCGGGAGAUGCUGGAUCGGUUGAGCCCGGUGAAGUUAAUGCUAGGGGAACAACGCAGCCUGGUCCACCGGUUAAAGAUGAGCGAUCAGAUCGUCCGAUCCCGAAAGGUGUCGUGACGAGCGCAAUUAGCGGAGCUUUGGAGCAGUACAAGCCCGUAUUCGAGGGUCACCGAGUCGUCCAUGACGGUGCGGCAACGCUCUAUUCGCCGGCCAUGUUCUCGUGGCACGCGUACGAGUUUAAGGAUUCGCGCAAUUUCCGUGGCCAGACGUUCAUUGUUCAGAUCAAGUUGUCAGCAGUGAUCGACACUUCAGCCAUGGACACUUACUUGGCGGACCCCAAGGUGGAUGUGCAGCCGCUUCUCCACGCUCUCGACGCCGUGGCGCGUUACCAGAGUUCCCAGAAAUUAAUUACCGCGGGCUCGAAGCUGAUCACGACGACGCAGACUAAAUCCUUAUCAAGUGGGAAGGAACUGUGCUGGGGAUACCGCCAAACUCUGCGGAUGACAGAACGGAAGUUGCUGCUGAAUGUGGACCAAACCACGAGAAUCUGCUACGCUGAGGGCCCGCUCGAAGAUCUAGUGGCGAAAGCUCUGUCCGUACGCAGACUCGAAGACAUCCGCCGCCUUUCAGAGCAAGAAGUGAAGAAACUAGCUCGCGUGCUGCGAAGGAUCAAGGUCGAGCCGACUCACCGCUCGGAGCGCCCGCGACCGAUUAAUGGCGUGAGCUCCCAACCAGCCGACAUGACCAUGAUCACGAUCGAAGAAACGGAGAUGUCGGUCGCUGCCUAUUUCCUUGGGCGGUACAAGUUGAAGCUGCAGUGCCCGACGUUGCCCCCCGUGAAUGUCGGCGGCAGACGUCCUGACACGGAGACAUGGCUACCAAUCGAGCUGUGCAGGGUGACAAAAGGCCAGCUCUGCCAUGACGAGGACGAGAGCGACGCGAGAGAGACCAUUCGCAUGAGCAGCCAGGAUCCGAGGACGCGCCAAGCAAACAUCGCAGCUCGGGUUCGCGAAGCAGAAUUCGACAAGGAUCCGUACAUGGCUGCGUUUGGCUUGGAGGUAGACGAGCGCUUCCAGCGCACGAGAGCUCGGGUGCUAGACGCUCCGGACGUUCAGUACGCGAACGUCUCGGAGCAGCCUUCGAGUGGUCAAUGGAAUUUUGAGAGGCAAGCGGAUGAUAAACUUGACUACUUUCUGGAUCGGCUGACUGCGGUGGGGGAAAAGCAUCGACUCGUCUUCUCGAAGCCCAUUCGGAUCCAUUACAAUGAGUAUGACAACAUGCCGCUGGACAGCCUGGUAACCUUCUGCUAUGAAGAGCUGACGAGACGUGAAAACGAGCACGGACCUCCGCAGCUCUUAAUGGUGGUGAAGUCGGACAACAACUCGGAGGAGUAUGGCCGGAUCAAGUACAUUUCCGACACUGUGCUGGGACUGCCAAGUCAAUGCGUGGUAGCUACGACGCUGCUCAAUUCCAAUGACCUGGCCCAGAUCUGCGGUGGUUUGUGCCUCAAGGUGAAUCUAAAGCUUAACGGCAAGAACGCCGUUUUGCGACAGCCACUGCCGCUCGUAAGCUCGUCCCCCACCAUCGUGUUCGGAGCCUGCGUGGAGCACCCUCGACCGGGAAUGGACAAGCCGUCGAUCGCUGCUGUCGUGGCGUCCAUGGAUCGCUACUCUGCUCACUAUGUGUCGCGAGUGGCGGCGCAGACUUCCUCCAACGACGUCCAGCACCUCCCGCGCAUGCUGCGCGAGCUCUUUCUGGCAUAUUACCAGAGCACCGAGCGCGAACCUGAGCAUAUCAUUUACUACCGUGAUGGAGUGGACGAAGGCCGGAUGGAGGACGUUCUAAAGGGAGAAGUUAGCGCUAUUCGCAAGGCUUUCAUGAUGAUUUCGACCGGGAAGGCGCCGCCGAUCACUUUCAUCAUGGCCAACAAGCGCACCAGUCUGCGGUCGUUUCUAGUGAACCCUCGAGACGGCGACAAGAAGGGCAAUGUGCGGCCAGGUACUGUGAUCGACACGGGGGUCGUUGAUCCGCAUCGCUUCGACUUCUACUUGUACGGGCACAGCAGCGCUCAAGGCACGAGCGUUCCGUGCCACUACACGGUGCUGUUCAACGAGAACAACCUGUCAGCGGAAGACAUCCAACGGCUGACCUACCACUUGGACUUCACGUCUCCGCGCAGCACGCUCGGUCGCCACACCCGUCAAAUCUAUCAACAAGAAAGUGGAGACGGCGGAUCGGCGACGGGCUCCGACAGCAUUUCGACCGCGUCGGCGUACGAGUUCGCAGAGGUGCACGCAGACGUCCGCAACCGCAUGUACUACACGUGA
Molecule: messenger RNA, 2835 nt
Organism: Phytophthora sojae
Lineage: Eukaryota; Oomycota; Peronosporomycetes; Peronosporales; Peronosporaceae
Exons: 6
Coding region: 1-2835 (944 amino acids)
Molecular function (GO): protein binding; RNA binding
Source: RefSeq, a predicted model, not a curated record